Siniperca chuatsi (mandarin fish) is the source of this 1767-nucleotide messenger RNA. RefSeq names its product LIM domain binding 3b (gene ldb3b). The coding region runs from base 338 to 1210 and encodes 290 amino acids. Gene Ontology annotation, cellular component: filamentous actin; adherens junction; stress fiber. The record is from RefSeq and is a predicted model, not a curated record. The transcript is spliced from 10 exons. NCBI's taxonomy places the organism in Eukaryota, Metazoa, Chordata, Actinopteri, Centrarchiformes, Sinipercidae. Gene Ontology annotation, biological process: heart development; actin cytoskeleton organization; muscle structure development. Gene Ontology annotation, molecular function: muscle alpha-actinin binding; actin binding.
ACCUCGGCUAUUCUUAGGCUGUCUGUCCCUCACCCUCAGCAACUCUGCAGGCAAGAAACUGCAUCUUAAUAGUACAUUUAAAGUUGACUUUUGAGAGUUUCUCAGAUUUGAGAGGUUCCACAGCACCUGACCCACCCACCCACCAGCACCACCGCCACCCCAGGGUGUUUGUCCUGAGAGCUAGGAGCAGACGAGGAGAGAAGGUAGUGAAGCCAGGGCUGACAAAGAAGAAGCGACCAGGGCAAAAGGAUAGCAGGGGAGGACGGGGAACAAGGGCACACCAAGAAGGAGGAGAAACCACACAGACAGCAGGAGGAGUGUUGACGUUUAACCGAAGAUGACUACGUACACAGUGACUCUGAAUGGCCCCGCUCCAUGGGGCUUCAGACUACAGGGAGGAAAGGACUUCAACAUGCCACUCACCAUCUCCAGGAUAACUCCGGGCAGCAAGGCAGUGAGUGGCAGCCUGGCCCAGGGCGACAUCAUCUCAGCCAUCGAUGGGGUCAGCACCGAAGGGAUGACGCACCUGGAGGCCCAAAACAAGAUCAAGUCUGCCUCCAACAAACUGUCACUCACCAUGCAGAAAUCAAGACGUCCUGCACCAGUUCCCACAGCAACUCCAAGAAUGGACUCACCAAUGCCAGUCAUCGCCCACCAGAAGGUUAUCGCAAACACAGCUGCAAAUGUGGAGUACACUCCCAGCUUCAACCCCAUAGCUCUGAAAGACUCAGCCCUGUCCACCCACAAGCCCAUUGAGGUGAAGGGUCCGGGAGGCAAGGCAACCAUUGUUCACGCCCAGUACAACACACCAAUCAGCAUGUACUCACAGGACGCCAUCAUGGACGCCAUUGCAGGGCAGUCGCAGGCUAAGGGACACGACAGUGAGGAGGCGGGCUCCCCCUUGGCUGGAGCUCUGCCUGUCAAGGACCCAGUGGUAGACUGUGCAUCUCCGGUUUACCAGGCAGUGAUAAGGCCAGGAGAGACAAACCAGGAUAUGUCAGAAUGGGCUCGUCGUGCUGCCAACCUGCAGUCCAAGAGCUUCAGGAUGCUGGCCCACAUCACUGGCACUGAAUACAUGCAAGACCCAGAUGAGGAAGCCCUGCAGAAGUCGAGAGAGAAGUUUGAGUCGGAGGUGAGGGGGCCCCGCUUUGCCAAGCUGAAGAACUGGCACCACGGACUGUCUGCACAGAUCCUCAAUGUUCAGGAAUAAAGAGGAGCAGGAGAGAAAGAGAGAGCGAGGACAUGUGAAGGAGGACAUGGACAAGAGCACAGGAGUUAACAGGAAGAGGGGAUAAAUUAAAAAAGGAGCAGGAGGAGGAGGAAACUCCUCAGGAAUGCGAGAUAGUGUUGUAGAAUAGAUUAGUAGAAUGUGAGAUACUAACUGUUGGUGUGAGAAUGCUAUGUGUUCAUAAGCUUGAUAUCACCUGUCAAAUGUAUCUGUCCACUGCUAAGACCUGAUCUCGCAUUUGGGUUUUUUCUUUCUUUGUUUCCUGUUUGUUUGGGUUCUGUUUCUCAUAAAUGAAAGGGAAAUUGUACAAAAAAUAAUAUUAGUAUUCAAGUGAAAAUGCAGAACUGAUGAUGUUUCUUUUAGUACACAAACCACAUUCACAAACGUAUGAAUUUUAACACUAUAAGCAUGCUUGUGAGAAGGCACAAAAGGACAAAUACACAUACAAGAUGACGUACAUGCACAAAUACAGUUAUGUAAAAAAUGCACUCAAAAAACCUACCAUUAUCAAUGUGAAUAAAUAUUUUAUUAAAACCAUA